Messenger RNA from Syngnathoides biaculeatus (alligator pipefish), 4461 nucleotides. Its product is annotated as gastrula zinc finger protein xFG20-1-like. The transcript is spliced from 2 exons. The coding region runs from base 793 to 3207 and encodes 804 amino acids. Gene Ontology annotation, cellular component: nucleus. The record is from RefSeq and is a predicted model, not a curated record. NCBI's taxonomy places the organism in Eukaryota, Metazoa, Chordata, Actinopteri, Syngnathiformes, Syngnathidae.
UAAAUCAAUAUUUGGGGGAAAAAAAACAAGGAAAUUAAGUAAAAGUGAGAGAAACAGGACAAGGAUGUUGCCGUUGAAUUAAUCCAUCCAUCCAUCCAUUCUCUGAGCCACUUAUCCUCACAAGGGUCGUGGGACUGUUGGAGUGCUAUCCCAGCUGUCAUUGGUCAGGAGGCGAGAUACACCCUGAGCUGGUUUCCAGACAAUCGCAUUGAAUAAAUCCAUCCAUCCAUUUUCUUAGCCGAUUAUCCUCACGAGGGUCGCGGGAGUGCUGGAGCCUAUCCCAGCUGUCAACGGUCAGGAGGCAGGGUACACCCUGAACUGGUUGCCAGCCAAUCGUAUUGAAUAAAUCCAUUCUUAAAAUAUGAAAGCACACAUGAAAAUGAGACGUGAAAAGUAUUUUGACUAUUUUAACGCAAAAGCAAACUAAAGGUAUGACAGUGAGGCAAAGUAUUUCAUAAGCUAUCUUUUUUUUUUGGGUGGGGAUAACAGGAUGAGAUUGAGUAAUUUGAAGAUCUAAGAUCGUAAUUUAAAACUUCAUUUUUAUUUUGUUUCAUGGAGAGAGAAAAAAAGUCAUGAAAAUUGAGUUAGUCAACCAAAGCCGUGCAAAACAGCAGGUGACGGUAGUGCGCGCUCACAGUCUGCAAACUGCGGUUGAGCACGAAGAAGAAGACAAAGCAGACGAAGAAGAAGAAGGCGGCGGCGAGGAAGAAGUCUAGCACCUCUUGUGUCUCGAACAAAAGACGUGUUUCAAGUCGCUUAGCUUCUUUAAGCUUCGUCGAAGAGACUCCAGACAUGUGUAAAGUCACAAUGUUGAGGGAGCUGGUGAAGCUCAAGCUAAACCUGGCCGUCGAAGAGAUAUUCGAGCUGUUCGAGAGAACCAUCGCCGAAUACGAGGAAGCGAACGAGCGGCGGCAUCGUCUGCUCCUGGACGCCGUCCUCAAACCUCGUGUUCGAUUGCAAAGAGCAGGUGCGCAGCUCGUGCCGGAGAAAAAAGAAGAGGCUUCUGCCGACGAGCAGGAGGAGCCGCCGGCGAAGAAAAGGAGGAACGUCGGGACGAGAAGCAUGAGCGCAAGCAAAUGUAAGGCAACAGAAGCCAACGAGCAACGUGGCGAAGAUUUACAAUUCAAGCCAGAAGGCUUGGCUUCGGUAUCCGAUACGGAUGACAAUGAUGGCGACGACGCCAAAGAACCUUUGGAGACUCCGGAGAAGCUAAAGUGCUCCGGGUGCGGUGAAACGUUUGUCCGCAAAGAAGAUUUGGAGAGACAUGCCAAAACACACACCGGAGAGAAAAGCGCAGUUGUGACUGACCCAUUCGCCACCAAGUCCUUUAUCUGCUCAGUUUGUAUGAUAAGCUUCCCGAGUCGAGAGUCUCUCAUAUCGCACUUAAGAGGACACACCGUAGACAAACCGUCCCCCAGUUCCAGUCAAAAAGUGACGACACAAGACAAAGGACAAACUGGUGAGGGCGUACAAUCCCAACCGGACCACUUGGCUCCGAUAUCGGAUAUAGAUGACACGACUGGAAACUCUUCCGACGCUGAUGACAGUGACUGCGCCAAGAAACCUUCGGAGACUAACAAGAAGUUGAAGUGCUCUGAAUGCGGCGAAACGUUUGUCCACAAGGAGGAUUUGGAUCGACAUGCGAAUACACACACUGGAGAGAAACCGUUGAGUAGCACAGUCGUCAUCAAACCGUCCUUCACGUUUAAAUAUUUCAGCUGCUCAGUUUGCCGGAAAACCUUCACCAGUCGAGAUUCUCUCACAAAACACAUGAACGUACACCCUCCCGAGAAACUGUUGGCCUCCACGAGUUCGAGUCAACAAGUGACAACGGAAGCCGAUGGACAACGUGGGGAAGGUCUCCGCUCCCAACCGGACAUCUUGGUUCCAAAAUCAGAUCUGGACAACAAGACUGCAAACUCUUCCGACUCUGCUCAAAAACAACCUUCGGAGAUGAAUAAGUUCAAGUGUUCUGCGUGUGGUGAAACGUUUCCGCGCAAAGACGAUUUGGAGAGACACGCCAAAACACACGCUGGGGAGAAACCUUUGAAUAGCGGCAUUAUGACCAAACCACUGAAGACUUUUACAUAUUUUACCUGCUCGGUUUGUCGGAAAAGUUUCACGAGUGACGACUGUCUCAAAGCACACAUGAACGUGCACGGCACUCUAGUUUCAGGACUGGCCUCCGGUAGCUCGACCGAGAACGUACCAAAAGCGGGUAAAGAUAGGCACACGCUGAAAAUCGUACGCGCGCGAAGCGCCGAAGAACUGAAUUCGAAAACGGACAACUCGGGCCCGGUACCAGAAAAGGACGACGCGACGUCAGACUCUUCUGACUCCGAUCCCGGUGACGCCGCCAAAGACGCUUUGGAAACCAAGAAGAGGCUCAAGUGUUCGGAAUGCGGUCAAACGUUUGUCCACAAAGGAGAUUUGGAUGGACACAUGAAGACACAUGCUGGAGGGCAACCGUCCAAUGGCACAGGUGUCACUCAACUGUUCUACACUCUUAAAUCUUUCACCUGCUCGGUUUGUACGAAAAGCUUCCCGAGUAACGACAGUCUCGCGUCCCACAUGAGCGUACACGACGGCUUGAACGCGUCGGCUUCCGCGAGCUCAAGUCAACACGGGACGAUAGAAGCCAACGGAGAGCACUGUGAAGUUCUAGAAUCCGAACCAGAGAGCCUCUUUGCUCCAAUAUCCGAUUCGGACAUGACGUCGAACUCCUCUGACGGCGAAGACACCAACGCAUCUUGGGAGACCAAUCAGAGCUCGGAGAACAAACAACAUCACUGUUCCCAGUGUAGGAAAACAUUUACCACUGAAAACGAUUUGAAAAAUCACAUGGUCACGCACACCACGAAACCUUUCUCUUGCUCGAUUUGUGAUAAAAGAUACUUAAGGAAGAGUCACCUGAUGAGGCACAUGAAUGGCGUACACGGACAGGAGAAACCCGGGAAAUCGGAAGCUGGCGAAGGAUCGCAAGCGGACAGCGCCACGGAACCCGGGAAGUCGAAAGCUGCUCGGAAACGGAGCAAAGACAAAAAACCCUUUAAGUGCUCGCACUGCGGGAAGAGGUUUGUCCUCAGCGGGUUUUUGACCAGACACUUGGCAGUCCACAAUCUCGAGAAGCCUUUCGCUUGCCAAUUUUGCGAUCAGAAGUUCAGUUUUCAGGAGGCUUUGGCCAAACACAUCCAGCAGCUGCACUGACAAGAGGCCCUCCUUUCCUGUUGGGCCCGUCCUAGAAAAUUCUCGGACAGGACUGGACGGGGAUGGCGCCCCGAUUGUUGUUGAGCAAACAUUCCAGCGCAAUGUGCAUUGUGAUAAAGAUACAGUACUUAAAAACAAGUCCGAAACCAACUCCGCUGAAAACCUCGGUCUUUUUUGGGGGGGGCUAUUUCUAUUCAUACAUUUUCCGAAAUUUUAAACACGCGCCGCAAGUCAGAUCAAGUGGUUCUGCUUGUUACCUCUGAGGUCUGGUGUCGGAUCUUGACUUGGGCCUUGAGCUGCAAACCCGCGUGGAUUGGUUUUAAUGGGACCAAAUGGUGGUUCUAUGCGCUUUUCGAUUAACCGGCGACCAGUAAUUCUGGACCCUGCAAGAUUUUAUGAUUGAUGUAAGUUUUUGUUUUAAGUUCAUCUUUAUAUCAAAAGCCAUCCCGAUAAAUGAUUCACAAAAUACAGUAGAAAACAUCGAUGUACAGAUAAUUUGCUGGUCUCCCUAGCAACAGCCAAGACUGGCUUCACUUUGACUCGGAUAGUUGACGCCUAAAAGGAUUUUGGAAGCCCCCCAAACAUUCUGAAAGACAGGACUUGCCACCCCCCCCCCCCCCAUCUGCUGAGAGAGGGCCGAGGAAUGGACAUUCCAGGAAAAAGAUCAGGACUUUUAGUUUAGACCCACUUUUUUUUUUUUUUUUUUUUUUUAAUUUGUUCAUCUGAAUGUUCAGUCACAUUAAUGUACAUAAACAAGCGCUCAAACGGUCAUCUGUUUUAAGACCUUAAUGUUUCACAGGUCAUCUUGUUUGAUACGAGAUCCUAUUUGUGUUUUAAAAACUUCCUGCAAAGUGUUAAUUCCACACAAAGCAGUUUGCAGAGGGAUUAAUAUGGUGAGAUACUUUUUUUGAGAAAUUAAGAUAGUGGAAUCUCAAAUUUCAUAUAGAUACGAAUCUGACCCAAACUACGGGGUUGAUGGACGAGCUACUGUGUGCAUAGAUUUUAUGUAAGAUAAAUUCCCUCCUAAAUCUGAGCUGUUGCGUGGAGUUUUGGGUGACAUUUCGUUCGUUCAUGUUUCAUCUUUUCAUACACCAUAUCCCUUGUUUGUGUACCACUCUUGGGGACUCUUCACUCUUUAUCUGUAGUUCAUACAUUUUUUUUUUAAAAAAUAAAGAACAACAGUUUUGUUUAAGUGUGGCCUUUGUACGCUAAAUAAUUUUGUGUUCGUUAUUUCAAGAAAUAAGAUUGAACUGA